Messenger RNA from Sycon ciliatum, 5287 nucleotides. Its product is annotated as mucin-5AC-like. Gene Ontology annotation, cellular component: snRNA-activating protein complex. Gene Ontology annotation, molecular function: RNA polymerase II cis-regulatory region sequence-specific DNA binding; RNA polymerase III type 3 promoter sequence-specific DNA binding. The record is from RefSeq and is a predicted model, not a curated record. Gene Ontology annotation, biological process: snRNA transcription by RNA polymerase III; snRNA transcription by RNA polymerase II. NCBI's taxonomy places the organism in Eukaryota, Metazoa, Porifera, Calcarea, Leucosolenida, Sycettidae.
AAUUGCUUCACAGGUCUUUUGCUACGUAUUGAAGAGGCUCUGUUGGAUAAUGCACAGCACCAGGAGGAGCUGGAGGCUGCCAUGGCCAAGGCGCGCAACUCCCUCUACAGCCAGGCCAAGCCCCGCAAGAUCACGCUAACACGUUUCCAUUGCCCCUUCGUGCGCGACCAGUCGGGAAACGUCCCUGCCCCUAAUGCGGAUGUCCGGAAACUGCGGGAAUCCGGUGACGUCAAUCCGAUGCACGUCUCAUCUUCCGCGCCAUGGAGCAAGGCUGAAAUCGACGCCUUGAAAAGAGGCACGAAUAUUCUGACUAGAGAGAAGGUUAUGAAGCCUGCUCAAAGACUGAAGAAUAAGUACAACAAAGAGAUGAUCCACAGGAAAACUGCCUCACAUCGGAGGAACGAGCUUAGCGCCGCAAUCGACAAGAUUGACCAAGACUUGAAAGAGAUGAAGUCUAACCCGCCUGCAGUAGAUCCAGAUGACAUGGACUGGGACAAAAUCAGCAGCAACUUUGUGUCCAAUCGUUCGGCCAAAGAGUGCGAGAUGUUCUGGCGACGGCAUAACGCUGCUGGUUGCUCCAUGGCGGACGCGUCCAGGGAGUGGACGACCGUGGAAGAUGACCGGCUCUUGUCGCUGUUGCCCGAGGCCAAGCGUGGUCGACCGAACUGGCAACAGAUUGCCAAGGAACUAGAUGCCGGUCGCACGCCUUUUGAGUGCUUGGCUCGCUUUGAGAAGCUGUGUCUCUCCAACGUGGAGAGCAAUAUAUUUGUGUGGACACCGGACGAGACACACAAGCUAGUGAAUGCUGUCGAAGUGUUUGGUGCCUGUAGAUGGAGAGCCAUCAGUGAUCACAUUGGUAGCAAGGCUCCAUCGCGAUGUUGUAACCGCUACCGGACGCUGGGUGCUGAAACAGGUCUGAGGAGGUGUUCCUGGACCGUGUCAGAGGACAAGGCCUUGUUAAAAGCCCUGGCACUGUAUGGUCCUGGAAGAUGGUCGCUGAUCUCCCGAAUGGUACCCGGCCGAACAGUUCUGCAGUGCCGUACACGCUACACCACCUGCUUUGCAAAGCCCUUCACCAAGGAGGAGGACGAGCUAUUGAUCAAGUCCGUUGGACUCUUUGUCAACCCGCGGAUGGUCUCUUGGGGUGCACUAGUACGCAAGCUGAAGUGGAGUCGGAAGAGCUCUGCACUGUUGGCACGUUGGCGCAUUCUCCGAGACGAGAAUCGCGAGAAAGAAGCGAAUGAGGUGGCGAAGGAGUCGGAGAAUAGGAGUGCUCCCGGUGCUAUGUCGGGUCUGCCAACACUGAAACCGAACAUGCGAAUUGGAGAAUUGCUCAACCGGCGAAAGUUUGGCUACCGCUCUUCUGACAGACUCCUGGCCAAGGUGCAGGCGGAAACACAGGCAGCGGUGCAUGAGAAGUCACUGCAGCUCCUGCAGCAGACCAAGGCGCGACAGCGGACGCGCCAGCUGAAUGCUACUCUGCAACGCGAUAAAGUCAGCGCGGCGCGCAAGAAGGCCACCCCUGCUAGUGCGGUUAAGACGGAAGAACAGGCCGAGGAAGCCACUGUGGUUCGCAAGAGGAUCUCAAGAACCCUUCUGCCCGCGGGGAACUCGUUCGUGCAGCCUGUGAAGCGUGCAGCACACGCCACUGCAUCACGCACCCCUGCAGCGAAGAGACCAAGGCGAAGGCCGGUGUGGCGUGAUCCGUUCGUCAUGCCAAGUGAUGACGAGGAAAGUGAAGUGGCUCUGAGCAGUGACAGUGAGGACAGCGUGCUAGAGUUGAGUGAUACUAGUGACAGUGAGUUGGAGCUAACUACUGACGAUGGUGAUGAUGAUGAUGACGACGAUGACGAGCAGGAUGAGGAGCAGGAUGGUUGUAUAGUGAAUACUGGUCAAGCAGCAUCAGCUGAUGACAGUGAUGAUGACAGUGAUGAUGUAGCUACCAGUAUUCGUGAAGCUACUGCUGCUCAUAACAAUACAACUACCUCCGAUGAUGAUGCAACCCGGGCUACUCCUGUUGCUGCUGCAACGAGUGCUGGUAGGGUUGCAGCUGGUAGUGCCACCAUUACUGUUGACCAUGAUGACGUAGCGAAUGAUGAUGGUGAAUCCAAGAUGGACGCGAGCAAAGCUAUUGCCGCUGCUGUUCCAGCUGAUGUGAUAGCGAGUGCUGAUGGAGUAGCAGUGAGUGCCAGUGUGGCUGCAGUUGGCAACACAGCAGCAGCAGGAGCAGCAGGAGCUUUGGGUGAGACUUCUGCUAACAAUAUCAGUGCCAGUGACAGCGGCAGUGCCACUGCUGCUAAAGACACAGCAGUAGGAACAGUAGCAGCAACAAGUACAAGUGUUCGGAAGACCAUAUACAGUAGAAUUUCAGCUGCUCAAUCGGAUUCAGAGGAGAACAGUGGAAGUGAAACUGAUUGGGUUGUGGCGGGUGAAGUCAUCAAGCCCCGUUUCUUCACCACCAGUCGUCAACUUGCCAUUGCCCAGAGAAACCUGACAACGUCUAGCUCUGCAGCAACCGGUAUCCUCAGUACAGAGUUCACACAGGAGCUGAAGCGUCGCUCAGUCGUUGCCACAAAGGCUGCUGCUGCCACGCGGGCUGCAGCUAAAUCACGCAGCACCUCAGCUUCCGGCACCGAAGUCUUGCCAAGACCAACUGCAUCACAAGCUCCCCGUCGAUACCAGGCUGCUGCCAACAAGGGGAAACGCCUUCCUGCUGGUGCUCAUGGUGGUGCAGCGACUUCAGCGGUUGCGUCAGCUUCAAGCAUAUUGCAAACUGCUGUUCAGAAGAUGCUUCACAAGGGCAUCAGCACCGCUCAAGUUGGCGCGCUGCCCAAGCAAAGUACGUUCCUGCCACCGUCACGGUGCAGUCUGGCCGGCAUGGAGCGUGUGUGCAAGCUAAGACAUGAUCGGGCAGCCAUGGCCAGGCACUUGGACAGUAUGCGCUCAGCAGUGCAGCAUGCGCAGGUUACUCAUGCUGCUGCAGCCGUCUCAUCCAGCGCUAACGGCAACACCAUGCCUGUACAGUCUGUGUCGAAUAAUGAGAUCUCGACACUCUCAGCUCCAGUGGUGCCGCCGCCAAUGGCACAACUUGGAGGUGUUGAUAGUGGUGGUACGCAGAAUGCAACUGCUACUGCUCAACAGUCGAAGAGUGCUGACGCAGAUAAUAGACCCUCACCAGCUUCAACGGAGGAGUGUAUCAGCCACUUGUCACACACUUCCCCAGAGUUUAUGUUGCUACAGCGACGCUUCAAUGCCGUGUUCCUCACGUCCAACCUGCUGCGUGUACUGCCCUUGCCGGAGCGAGUUACUCACCAGCAGCUGCUGCCUCCAAGCAAGUCUCAACCACCUCCACAGCCCACACCACCUCCACAGCCCACACCACAGCCACAGCAAUCCAGCGACGCUACCAGUAAGACAUCACCAGUAGCGUCAUCCCGUGAUAAAGUGGCUACACCGUCCCGUGACGAAAUAGCUACACCAUCCUGCGAUGGAAUGGCUACACCAUCCCGUGGUGAAAUGGCCGCACCAUCCCGUGGUGAAAUGGCCACACCAUCCCGUGGUGAAAUGGCCGCACCAUCCCGUGGUGAAAUGGCCACACCAUCCCGUGGUGAAAUGGCCGCACCAUCCCGUGGUGAAAUGGCCACACCAUCCCGUGGUGAAAUGGCCACACCAUCCCGUGACGAAAUGGCCACACCAUCACGUGGUGAAAUGGCCACACCAUCAUCAGGUAUAGCUGCUGCCAGUCCCCCUCUGCCUAUACUUUGGUCACCACCUCCUCGCAGAGCUGCUACCGCCGCUGCCAGCAAGAUACGGUCCAGUGCUACCAAGUCGUCACGCACGACACCGACGAAUGGCACUGCAGACAAGGUAAAGUCGCCUGCGUCAGCACCGCAGGAAGUCACUAAGGCUACGUCUACGAGUGCUGCUUCUGCGACUGUAAGCCCAGCAAAGUCACCGUCACCUCUGAAACCACCGCUGGAUACACCACUGGUUACCAGCAAAGCAGCACGACGACGACGGAAGUCGCGUUCUAGCCAGCCCAGUGCAAGUGCCGUGUCUGCUACUGCAGACCAAGCAGACCAAGUAGACCAAGUAGAAGCACUUGAACCACAGUCUGCCGCUAAAGCUAUGCCCGCCACCAGACCGCGACGGUCAUGUUCCGGUCGGGCUGCUACCACUGCUGUGUCUGCUAAUGUGGACAAAACGAAGUCAACAUCACCUCCAGAAACACAGGCUGCUGCCAUUAAAGCAAUGUCCGCUGCCGCUAGAACUCGGCAACCGCGAUCUGCUCAGUCUACGGCAAGCGUUGCUGUAACUUCGACAUCAUCUAAUGCCACCGGCAGUGCACUAGCUUCUGCUACAGCAUCACCUGUCACUGCCCCAGCCUCACCUGCGGUGGCAAUGCUACCCAGCUUGCCGGAUGGCAAUGUCAACCUUUCUGCCGAUAUAGUUGCCCAGGCUGCCAACCUCGUGCAGCUGCUGAAAGGCAUACCAUGUCCGAUAGGUCCUCCAGCAUGUCCAAUAGGUCCUCCAGCAUGUCCAAUAGGUCCUCCAGCCAUGGCAAACAUGUCCUGUCCACUUAUGGCCCCGCUUAGUCCCUUACAGCCUGUUGGUGGUGGUAACAGCGAUUCCGAAUCUGAGUCUGACCAAGAAGACUGGUAGCCUGAUGACGAUGUGCCAGCACCUGCAAAGAUAUUGAGAAUUCCUAGGUGCAGUGGUGUACCCAGGGUGUGUAUGUGUGGAACUGUGUACUCGGUGAGGAUUCGCUUACUCACACACUGCUUGCAAUCAGUGUGCUCGCCUUUUGUCAUCUGUGUGUUGAUUGUCCUGUAUGGCUGCAUCCCUCAGUGCUAGCUAUUCCCGCUAUGACCCUCUUUAGAUAUACCCACUAUCCUCAACUCUCUACAGCUCUACUAGCCCUCGGGCUCUCUAUGGUUGUCCAGCGCUAGCUGUUCCCAUGGCCACGUCAUUGUCGAUGCAGUCCUAUGUUGGGUACUAGUAUUCCCUGCCGACUGUUUUGCUGACAACUGUGUGCAGUCUCCUUUUGUAAACACACUGUGUGUAGACCUUGGGCAAGCACAUACACAGUCACUAACCAUGCUAACGCUCUACAAGAAUACUGUCUACGCAGCAAAGUUCUAUCAUGUAGGUAAGAUUUAGUUUUUUAACUCCAAAUUACUUUCCUUGGCUCCAUGAUCCAGGCGGAUUAUUUUCGUUCAGACAAAUCAAUGCCGCCUUGGGAAUCCUUCGUUAAUCGUUACCCUUGAGAAAUGGUCUUGUUUGGAAA